AUGUUGCAUUGGAGCGACUGGGUCAGGAGAAGUGACCAACUCAUGGAUAUGAGACGCGACACACACCACAGUGGCGUCACCAUCCCUCCGGAUCUUGUCUUGUCCACUCUCGUACCCAGCCAGAUUAUCAGCAUCAACAACCACCAAAAGAGCCCGGUACCUGUUCCAAGAUUCCCUCAGAUUGUCUUCAAAACCCUUAAUUAUCUCCGAGUGCACCAUCUGGUCAUGCAAAACGUAGCGGUAAUUCGCCUCGACCGCCUGAUGAUCACGCACCAGCAGAGAGCGUUGCGCGCGGGCGCGGACGAGGUCCCUAGUGACCUCCUGGUGCUGCUCCGUCACGAUCUCGAGGUGCUCAAAGGACGUCACUUCCCGGGCCAGGGACGGGUCCUUGCCCUGUCCGAGGAGUUGCGUCUUGGCCUCGGCCUUCUGUCGGUGGGCACUGAGCGAGCUUUCGUAGUUCUCAAGCCGCGUGACGAUGCUCUCGAUAUGGGAUAG
Pyricularia grisea is the source of this 495-nucleotide messenger RNA. RefSeq lists its product as uncharacterized. The coding region runs from base 1 to 495 and encodes 164 amino acids. NCBI's taxonomy places the organism in Eukaryota, Fungi, Ascomycota, Sordariomycetes, Magnaporthales, Pyriculariaceae. The transcript has a single exon. The record is from RefSeq and is a predicted model, not a curated record.